Molecule: messenger RNA, 1703 nt
Organism: Coffea arabica (coffee)
Lineage: Eukaryota; Viridiplantae; Streptophyta; Magnoliopsida; Gentianales; Rubiaceae
Product: glutelin type-A 2
Molecular function (GO): nutrient reservoir activity
Source: RefSeq, a predicted model, not a curated record
AUGAGACAAAUCGCUUCUAAUAGCUGCUAGUUGGAGCCCUUCGGUGCUCCGCCGUCCAUAAAGUAAAUGGAUGACAUCUCAAGUUCUCAACUGCGUCCUUCGUCGGACCAGUUGCUCUAGCUCUUUAUAAUCUGCUUCAUUCUGUUUUUAGCUGAAGUCUUGUAUUGCUACUUCCCCUUUUCAUUCUCCCGUUACAGUAGUAUUUCCAUUUCUUCUUUUCAUCUCCACAAGUCUUCAACCGGCCAUGGCAUCCCAGUUUAACUUAGCACCCCAGUUUACUGAUGUAACUAUCUUCGAGGGAGAAGGCGGUGGAUACUACACUUGGUCAGCUUCCCUGUUUCCCUUGCUGAGUGAGGCUAAGUUAGGUGCUGGUAAGCUUGUCUUGCGUCCUCGGGGUUUCGCUCUACCCCAUUAUGCUGACUGCCACAAGAUCGGUUACUUUGUUCAAGGUAGCGGUAGGGUUGGAAUCGUACUACCAAACAGCCCAAAAGAAGUUGUUUUAGCUGCUAAGAAGGGAGAUGCAAUCCCGGUGCCUUUGGGUUCAGUCUCGUGGUGGUAUAAUGCCGGGGAAGACAACUCUGACGUGGAAAUAGUAUUCUUGGGUGUAACUGCUCAAUCUUAUACUCCUGCCCAGUUUGACUAUUUCUUCUUGGCAGGAGUCCGGGGUGUUCUUGGGGGUUUCUCGACUGACUUUAUCACUAGAGCUUUCGAUCUCACCCAAGAUGAAUCAGACCAGCUCCUUAAAAGUCAAACUGGUUCUUUGAUUGUCAAACUUGCAAAGAAUCAAACGUUGCCAGAUCCAUGCAAAGAUGCUAACAUCAAUAUGUUAUACAACUUUGAAAGCGCAAAGCCCAGCAUCCACGUGAAUCAGGGCGGAUCACUUACCAUUGCUACUGCUGAAAAUUUUCCUUUUCUGAAGAAAGUGGGACUAAGUGCUAAUUUUGCGAGAUUGGAUCCGUUCUCCAUGUCAACCCCGAUGUAUGCCGCCGAUGCAUCCUUCCAAUUGAUUUUUAUCACCAAAGGCAGCGGCGUUGUUGAAAUCGCGGGAUUGGAUGGUAAGAAUGCAUUGGUAGCCAAAGUGCAGAGCGGGCAGUUAUGCGUCGUGCCUAAGUUCCUCCCUGUUGCCAAGAUUGCGGAUGAGGAAGGAUUGGAGUAUUUCUGUGUCGUCACAUCGUUAGAGCCAUAUUUUGCCGAGCUAGCUGGGGAAACAUCAGUUUGGAAAGCAAUGGAUCCCUCGGUGCUACAAGCUUCUUUCAACGUGGAUCCGGGGCUGGUGGAACUUUUCAACACCAAGAUUGGCAAGGGCAAAAAUUUUGUUCCUCCAAAGGAAUGAGUUGAGAAUUGGGACUUGAGGACUCCUACCUUUUUUUUUUAAUCGCAACGAUAAUAUUUUUAUAAUCUAAUCUAUUUUAAUUAAGGAGGGGGAGCCGAUGAGAGUAGAAACUCCAUCGAAGAAAGUCACUGAAAGCAGCCACCUAUAGUGACAAUUUGGUGGGAAGCAAGAGUUGAAUCCUUGACCUCCCAACACUACCAAGACUUAAAUGUUUGGCAGUGAUCACCAGGCCAGAGGGCCGGUGGCUAGGACUCCUAGCCUUUGAGGAUUUCUACCUCAAAGGCUACAAAAAGAUAUACAAGUAUCUAAAGACUAAUGAACUUUGGGAGGCCAUUUAAGUUGAUUUGUUGUAAUCUGCUUUAAUUAUUCU